AGGAGCCCGAGUGAAGCAGUAGUGAGGUACAAGGCUCACCAUCAUGGAGACCCUGUCAGAAGCCAAUGGCACCUUUGCCUUAAACCUUUUGAAAAAGCUGUGUGAAACCCACUCACAGAACAUAUUCUUUUCACCCGUCAGCAUCUCCUCGGCCCUGAGCAUGGUCUUCAUGGGGGCAAAGGGGAACACUGCUGCCCAGAUGUCCCAGGUGCUUUCACUGGAUAAAGUCGGAGGUGGAGGUGCAGAUGCGCACCAAGGCUUCCAGUGGCUUCUUUCUGAGGUCCACAAGCCCAGCACUCAGUACUUGCUGAGAACCGCCAACAGGCUCUUUGGAGAAAGGACUUAUGACUUCCUCUCAUCUUUUAAAGAUUCCUGCCGCACCUUCUACCAGGCAGACAUGGAGGAGCUGGACUUUGCUAAUGCUGCAGAGAAGUCCAGAGAGCACAUCAACUCCUGGGUGGCCGAGAAGACCGAAGGUAAAAUUACUGAGUCGCUCUCCUCGGAUUCAGUGGAUUCCUGCACGAAGCUGAUUCUUGUCAAUGCCAUCUACUUCAAAGGGAAGUGGGAUAAGCCAUUUUCCAAAGCGAGCACCCGGAAAAGUACCUUUAAAAUCAACCAGAAGGAGGAGAAACCCAUCCAGAUGAUGUUCCAGGAAUCUAUGGUGAAACUGACUUAUGUACAAGAAAUAUCCACUCAGAUUCUCAUGCUUCCCUAUGUUGGAAGGGAGCUAAAUAUGAUCAUCAUGCUUCCGGAUGAAAACAUUGAUUUAAAAAUGGUGGAAAAUGAACUUACUUAUGAGAGAUUCCUGGAAUGGACCAGGGAUGACAAAAUGGAUACAAGAGAAGUGGAUGUUUUUCUUCCUAGAUUUAAACUGGAGGAGAGUUAUGACCUGGAGAACUCCCUUCCCACGUUGGGCAUGGUUGAUGCCUUUGAUGAGGCCAGGGCAGACUUUUCUGGUAUGUCCCCCAAGAGGGACUUGUUUGUCUCCAAGGUGGCACACAAGGCUUUUGUGGAGGUCAACGAGGAAGGCACCGAGGCAGCAGCCACCACUGCUGUCAUGUUUCAACUGUACUGUGGAAGCAUCGCCCCAAGGUUCUGUGCCGACCACCCCUUCCUGUUCUUCAUCCAGCACACCAAGACCAACUGCAUCCUCUUCUGUGGACGGUUCUCCUCUCCGUAGGAAUCAUCAUCCUGGGAGGGAAGUCGCUACUGUCUUUCCCCUGCAGACCUACUUCUCCUUUAUCUACGACAUUACAUGGAGCCCAGAACCCAAA
Messenger RNA from Echinops telfairi (small Madagascar hedgehog), 1274 nucleotides. RefSeq names its product serpin B6-like. Lineage: Eukaryota; Metazoa; Chordata; Mammalia; Afrosoricida; Tenrecidae. The transcript is spliced from 7 exons. Bases 44 to 1180 code for a protein of 378 amino acids. Gene Ontology annotation, cellular component: cytoplasm. Gene Ontology annotation, molecular function: serine-type endopeptidase inhibitor activity. Gene Ontology annotation, biological process: negative regulation of endopeptidase activity. The record is from RefSeq and is a predicted model, not a curated record.